CGGCGGUGGAGGAUUCGGAGGCGGCGGCUUCGGCGGAGGUGGACACCACGGUGGUGGUGGCGGCGGUGGCGGUGGCGGUGGCCAGGUCGUCGGAACGUACAAGGCCGGCCCUGCAUACUUGGUCAAGGCGCUGCAGCCCGUCAGCGGUGGCGGUGGUGGCGGACUCGGCGGUGGUGGCGGACUCGGCGGUGGUGGCGGACUCGGCGGCGGUGGCUUCGGUGGAGGAGGCUUCGGUGGUGGACAUGGCGGCGGACUCGGAGGCGGCGCUGUUGGAGGCGGAGGCGGCACGGCCACCUACCACGUUACUGUCAAGGGCGGUGGCGGCGGUGGUGGCGCUGGAGGAUACGGCGGCGGCGGCUUCGGCGGCGGCGGAGGACACCAUGGCGGUGGCGGCGGUGGUGGUGGCCACGGUGGAGGAGGAGGCGGCGGAGGAUGGUGGUAGAGCACACCAGCCGCAGCCAAUGUACCAUGUCAUCGUUCACAAGUCUCACUCAAUAAUCGCCAAAAACUGUAAGAAGCCCCCAUGGAAGCCUCGUGUGAACGCCGACAAGCAGCCAUAACGUGACGGCCAGUAGAGCAAUCUAGUGUGGAUGCUCCUACCGUUGCCGAGAGCGCUGCAAGCCACGGAGCGCUGAUAAAGAUGAAAUACGCAUGAAAGCAAGAAGUCUCCGCGACAUGCUGUGAUAAGAGGCGGAGCCGCCUGAAGCUUUGACUUUAUACGGAUUAGCCGUGAGCUUGAAAUUAUCAAGUCUUUUAUGGACUGACUUCGUCAAAGAUGUCUUCCAAGCGGCGACGCUCUCGCAUACGAUCGACCUGCCAGCCAUGACCCACAAUUGUGGAGCCAUAGUCGCAGUGACGGCACCUUUACCUCGGCUGAAAUAUGCCACAAAGACAAUAAACUACGGUGUCCUCUCA
This is a messenger RNA of Dermacentor silvarum, 915 nucleotides long. RefSeq lists its product as uncharacterized. The coding region runs from base 243 to 560 and encodes 105 amino acids. Lineage: Eukaryota; Metazoa; Arthropoda; Arachnida; Ixodida; Ixodidae. The record is from RefSeq and is a predicted model, not a curated record. The transcript is spliced from 3 exons.